Molecule: messenger RNA, 8912 nt
Organism: Paramuricea clavata
Lineage: Eukaryota; Metazoa; Cnidaria; Anthozoa; Malacalcyonacea; Plexauridae
Source: the annotation of a GenBank genome assembly
CAUCACUCGAUGUGUCUUGGAAUUCCGUAACCAAGGCUUGUAAAUACUGAAAUCUGCUCAGAUCAUCUCGUCCUGUCUUAUUGUCUAUGUAUUCUUGAGACGAAAACAUGGUAAAAAAAACAACAGCACUUACGUCUAUCUGCCAAAUACUAAUAAUAUUCGUGCGCAAAUAUCUCACUCAUUUUCGCCGCCAUUUUGAUUUAUAAUUUUAUACUUCGUACUGUUACUGAUAUACUUUAUGUAAUUAAUUAUAUAAGUGUAUCAUAAAAUUGCAGGCUCAAGGUUUCGACAGCUGACGUCAGUGAUUCUAAACUUACUGCUACAUGAAGUAUUCAUACAGAAUUAGAGAUAUGGGUUGAAAUGGGCAGACAUAAACACAAUAAAGGGAAGAAAAGUGGAUGGAAAAACAAGACAAAAUGGGAAGAUGAAGCAUGUUGUUCUGCUGUAGAUAAACUGUCGUUGGAUGAAGGUAAUUUUUUUUGUGAAAUGGAAAAUUUUGUUAGAAAACCAGAUAAUUUAGAGUUAUAUUUGUUGCACAACUUGAUUUAAUUGUUGCCCAUGCAUUCAGGCCAGACUGCAUUUUCUGCACCGCACGCAUUUUUGACAGACACGCCCUUUUGAAUUUUUGACAGACGCACCCAUUUUCUUCCGCGCGUGUUUUGCAAACAAUGAAGUCUGGCAUUUAUACCAUUCCCACCAACUGAAUGAACUAUACAUGCGUAAAAACGCUCAGGUUGAUGCAAUAUUGAUGAAAACAGGAUUGAACAAUGUUUUGUUGCCCACAUUGUUCACAGUUGUCAACAAUAUUGAACACUAUUGUUACACCCGAUUCAGGCUCAACAAUAUUGUUCAGUAUUGUUGACAAGUGUGAACAAUGUGGACAGCAAAACAUUGUUCAGUCCUGUUGAGCAGUGGGCUCAGCAUUUUUUGCCGUGUACAUACACACGUAAAAAUUGAGAAAAUCAACAACUUGUUCCAGGUUGAUAUCAACAGGCGUGAAUAAGAUUGUGCUGCCCACUAUGAACAGUACUGUCAACAUGUUACAGCAUUGUUCAACUGUAACAACUUGGAACAACAUAUGGUUGACAACUUUUUUCAUAGUUGGCUGCACAACAUUGUUCACACCUGUCUAUAUCAACUUGGAACAACCUGUGCGUUUUUAGCCAUGUAUGAAGUGCAUUCUUGAAUUUACGGUUACAGCUCGUUACAUGUAUGAAGUGCAUUCUUGAACUUACGGUUACAGCUUGUUACAUGUAUGAAGUGCAUUACAGCAGGUUACAUGUAUGAAGUGCAUUCUUGAACUUACGGUUACAUGAACUUAUGGUUACAGCUCAACAACUGGCCUCUGUAGCUCAGUUGGUUAGAGCGCUGCACCGGAAUCGCAGGGCCGUAGGUUCAAUUCCUACCAGAGGACCUUGUGCUGCAUUUUUCGCCGUCGUUCCUGGUCACGUCUUAAAACGUAUAUAUAUACUCACUUGGAUUACAAACCCUAAGAACCGCAUUCAAAUAUUCUUGAAUAAAGUUCAGACAGGAAUUCACACUUGCACACAACAGCAUUAUCAAUUUGAUUAAUUCUUCUAUAAGGCCACAUAAAAAAAUAGUUGGUUAGCAUCCUCGCCUGCCCGCAAAAAGGGUCCCGCUCAGGAUUUUUUAUUUAUUUAUUUAAAAAAAACAACUUUUAUUGGCCAACAGGCUUUAAUAUCUGUAGUAUUUCUGUUAAGUCAAUUGCAUUUAAAUGCAAGAUAUUAACUUCUGGAAUAUAAAGCAUGCGAAAAUGACAGUAUGAAUCAUAUGCUGAAAUAUAUAAAAAAGUUUAAACUAUCUGUAGUACUGCACAAGAUAAUCCCAUUUUGGACCUAAAACCAAGGCGUAUAAUAAUAAAAAAUAGUAUAAAUUUAAAAAAAAAAGCAGCCUGCCCGCCCACCUUUUUGGCAAAAGCUAAGGAUGCUAACCAACUAUUUUUUGAGUAUGAACAGAUCGAUUACAGAUUAUUAUUAUAUAAUGAUGAUUAUUUGAUGAUCGCUGGUCCCAAUGUAAUUGGGGGCUGUCAACAAAUAAAUUUCGGUCUUGAAUCCGUAAGGGGGGUGAAGCAACGCAGAACAAGUCCGCGAUUGAUGCACAAAAUUUAUAUGUGAAUGUACCCUUAUGUGAAAGUGAAACAAGGUUUUCUCAAGACUUAUAAUCAGUAUAGAGUCAAGAGAACGCUGUAAAAUCAAUUCAGUGUUAUUAAUGUCUAUUAGGCCACAUAAAAUAAAUUCCUUGAUUCUCAUCACUACAGUAGACUUUGAAAAUGUCGAAGAGCCGGGAGGUUUAUAUUUUAUAUUUUAUAUUUAUAUAAUUUAUCACAAUAAAUAAAAAACUGAUAAUUCCUAACAUGUUUCUGCACAUAUGAAUAAAUGAACAUAUUUCUCCACGAACAAUCACUGAACCCUUCAACUGAAUGCGAAGUUCUGUUAAAAUGCAAUGAAAUUUCUUUCAAGACUUCUAUUUGUUUGAAAUUGGCAGUAAAAACCCAAUUUUAAAUAUAAAAAACUUAACUGUCUUGAAAUAUUUUGUCGGGCGGUUCAUUUAUAUUGUAUAACAAAAUAUAAAAAAAUUUCACACAGCUCUUAAAAUACAGUCAGGCGGUGAUGAGAAUCAAGAAAUUUAUUUUAUGUGGCCUUAAAGACAUUGGUGACAUAUAAAUACAUGUACAUUAAUACAUUAUUCGAUAUGGCUAUAUCUACGGGCCCGUAAACAUGCUUCGCCAGGCUAUAUUUACGGUACUCUUGUUUUUAAUCUCCACAUGCAUGGCCUGUAUUUAUAGUUAAAGUCAAAUUAAAACCAAAAUAACCCAGAUACCUCCCAGCCCUAACCUCUAACCCCUAAAAAAUUAAAACUAUAUAGUCAGAAACCGACCCAACUCAGGUUCGAACCACGAAGUCAACUUAUAACACAGCAGCCAUUUGACUAUUCUUCUGAGCUGUUUUCCUUCGUAAACAAUACAUUUUAUAGUGCUGAUUGCGGUCAGUUAGUAUAUGAGAGUGCCAUAUUCUGGUGAAGUCUGUUUACGGGCCCGUAGAUAUAGCCACUUUGUACAUUGUUAUAUGUUGAUGUAUCUUCAAUUCAUCAAGGCAAAACAAAAUUGCAGGCGAACUUGGAAAUAUCAACCACAAUAGGGAUUUAUCAAAAUUGGGUUAAUUAUCUAGGGAUAUAUUAGCCAAUUAAAUUGCAAUGCACCCUUUGUUGUUAUUUUACUUUUAAUUGUCUAAUGCCAGAGAUUUUUAUUACAUUUUAAUUGGUUAACAGCGCAAUUUAGCCAGGCCGCUGUCCAACUGUUUUUAAUUAAAUAGCAACUUGCAUUCUUAGUAGUAUUUCUUUAACUGUUUUAGUGUUUACCUGCUACUUUAUCUAAUUGCAUAUGUUUCAGAGGUGUAACUUAACACUUGCCCAGGGCAAGUGGAUGUCAUGACGGGCAAGUGAACAUUUUAUCUUGCUUGCCCGAUUGGGCAAGUUGCCUUGCCACAAAUAGCUGGGAAUCUUUAAGUUAAUGUUUUUAUAGUGCAUGUACGCAUGUAUGAUUUCAAAUUUUGUUUUUUGUUGGCCAAAGCUACACCUGAGGCAGUAGAACAUAUAGCCAUAUAGAGCAGUGGGAGAACAGGUCGACAUGUAGUCCCCUUAAUUUAUACCCCCUACCAAGGUACCCCAGUGGCCAUGGUUUAUACCCCGUUUGAUGGCAAGUGAAUUUUAUUCAGAGCAACUAAUUUUCAUGUCCAACUUGCCGUUGUCAAAAACGAAGUUACGUACGUACAUCACAGGCGACUGUGUUUAGUCAUUUUUGUUGAAAAGACAUAAAUAAUGAGUAUAACAAUUAAUUUCAUGUGCCGUGUGCUUAUACCCUCUUCACGAAAAUGGCUUGCCACACCCACAGCAUUUUUUGGACGGGCAGUUUUGACACCCUGGCUAAAAGCCUGUCGGUGAAUAAUAAUUAGUUAUCAGUCAAUGUUAUUUUUUUAUUUUAGAACAACCUGGUGAAAACAAAAAAGAUUUUGGAAGAGGUUUUCCUUUUCCUCUGUUGAUGUGGGUAAGUUUUUAGCUGCAGGUUCAAGGGUGGAUUUUCAUUUUUUAAAGGAGGAGUGGAAAAAUUUCCAGUGGGGUGCAAGCGGCACCACUUAUAGCGAGCUUUGGCAGGGGGCAGGCGUUAGGGUUAAAGACUCACACAAAAUAGGAGGGGUGAAGUGAAAUUUUGGUGGGGUUGAACACUUUAUAAGAGGGGUUAGAGAGAUUCUAAGGGGGGUUAAUCCCCCUAACCCCCCCCCCCAGUAAAUCUGCCUGUGUGCAGAUUUAUAUCAAUUUUCUAAGCGAGCAAAUAUUUAAAAUCCUUUUUCUCUUAAGGAUCUUGGUCAUUGUGAUCCAAAGAAAUGCUCAGGACGUAAACUUGAUAGACUUGGUUUUGUACGAUCCCUAAAACUGUCCCAGAAAGCUCAUGGAAUUAUCCUAAGUCCCCUGGGACAGAAAUGUUUGUCUCCAGAGGACCACGAGAUAGUGGCUCAUUCAGGUGUAGCUGUGAUUGACUGUUCGUGGGCAAAACUGGAUGAAACUCCAUUUGGCAAAAUGAAAGGUGGACAUGCUAGACUGUUGCCAUAUUUGGUCGCUGCUAAUCCUAUCAAUUAUGGUCAUCCAUUUCGGCUGUCCUGUGUCGAAGCAUAUGCUGCUACACUGUACAUAACAGGUAUUAUAAUUAUGAUUGAUGGGUUUGUUUGUAUACCAUAUGCAAAUACUUGGAAAAGGUUUAUGGUUGUUUCAUACUCCUGCUUUUUCAUACCCUUACUGUAUCGUACCCAGGCUUUGUCGUUGAAAAAUCAUACCCAAGCUUAUAGUCGAUUUGUACUUGUCCUUAUGACAGUUUAUUGCCAAAGAUGUUCUUGUUGCUUUGUACUCGGAUUUUUAUGUGAAAAAAUCCAUUCGUUAUUACGUCGAAAAACAUAUUGGCAAAUAGCUUUGUAGUCAUCACUAACUCAGAAAAUGCAUGGAUUUGCUCUUUCACUCAAGUUCCAAAUUGUUGUGAUUGUUAUUUUUUCUGGCACAAAACAAACAGAUCAGGAGUGUUUUGGCAUUUUCUUCUAACACUUUGCUAAUUGGUGUAAAUGUAACCUAGUGAAGGUAGGGUGGAAUUAAGUCUGUAUAUAGUGCAGCUUAUUUAAAUAUGUUUUGUUGUCGUUUGACAAGUGCCCAUUCUCCCUACCCUUUUACAAGUAUACAAAUGUUCAGGUAAGGGUAGUGUCGGCAGAACAGAUUAUUUGCUAAUACGUUUUUGUUCUUGGUGACACUAUCCAAUAUAAGCAGAAUAGGGUCGGAACAGGCAGGUACAAAAGCCAGCUGGCUUAACCAGGUCGAUCAACUCUGCAUGAGGCAGGUAUAAAAAUCGCACAAACCUGAUCUCUAGUUCAUAUAUUAAAUCUUGUGGUACGAGUUGCAGAGAUCCCCCAUACCCCAAGACUCAAGAGGUUUUACCUAUGUAAUCCUAAGUCUCGCUACUUAUUUUCUUAAUAUCGCGAUCUUAAUAUGACAUAUGGUUAUUUCACUAAUCAGUUUAUCCUUUCUUUUAAAAGGGUUCAAAGACUUAGGCUUAGAAUUGUUGAAGCGAUUUAAAUGGGGAAAAGGGUUUUACGACCUGAACAGGUAUAUAAUGCAAACGAAAUAUAUUCAAACGAAAAAAGAUAGAAACUAAUAAUGUUAAUAGUUAAAACUAAUAUCGGUAAUCUCAGAAGUGGCCCAAGACCGAAUGUUGAGUAUUUUGGAAUUGGAAACUUAACAUUUGCACUGAUUUUUCAAUACUUAUAUGUCAAAGAAAUACUUGUUUUUCACAUUUUUGUUGGAGCAAAGCACAUUUCGGGUUUGACACUAAAUCCAUUGAACUCAGUUUAGCUUAUUUUUCUACCUUUAGUAUCGAUAGGGAGGGUUUAUCAACUUUUUUGUUUGAAGAUUGUCUUCGCUCCUCGGUUUGUUUUGGCGCGAAACGCGAGAACCGGAAGAUAUAAAUAUUAUUAAGUAACUUGUUAUUUUAAUGUUAUCUUAUAGUAAUCUUAAUUGAAACUGUGUGCUCAUUGUUUUUUAUGGUAUUUAUCGCAAUAUUAUCAAAUAUCGUGAUAAUUUCUUAGACGAUAAUCAUGAUAUGAUUUAUAUAGCCCAACUCUACUUGCAAAUGAAGAAUUAGUUUCGAUGAUGUAGAAACUAAAUCAUGUGGGAAAAAAGAUCAGCCGGCUGAGUUGACGAAAAUGUUUUGUGAUGCGAAGAUGGCGUCAUUAUUGUUGAAAAGAUCAACUGAGAUUUGAGUUAUGUUUUUCUCUAGAGAAUUACUGGAUAUUUACUCUUCCUGUAAGGACAGUGGCGAAGUUGUUGAAGCGCAAAAUAAAUGGAUGGAAGAUUUAAAAUUAAAGAAAAAACAACAGGAAGUUGAUGGUAAGCAUUAAGCAUUUUCAUGUCAACAUUUUCAUCUUUUUCAUCUGUUAAUAAAAUAAAUUAUCCCAGAUUUAUUUAUGCUGGACAGCUUUAAUGGUUCUGUCACACUAUUGCGUAUCGUACUAGCGUAUGCUAGCGUAUGGAAAAUAUCAAUCAUACGCUGGCAUACACUAGGGGUACGUUAGGCAUAGGUUGUAUGGGCUUCAAGCACGGUGGUAUACGCAUGGAUACGACGAGGCAGAAACAUUUUUUUAAGAAUGCUUAAAAAUUUUGUGCGGACGUAUGGUCUAUAUACGAUAAGCAUACUCUAGGCAUACCCUCAAUACGCUAUAUAGAUGUACGGUACUCAUAGGUUCAAUAAGGUAAGUAUAUGCACAAUUCUGUAUUUUCAAGGCCUUUUUGUGCGUAUGAAAAUUAUUUCAUUCAUUUUCAUACGCUACUCAUACGUUUCCCUUGUACGCAAUAGUGUGACAGGUCCUCAACGUAACAGUUCGAAAUUUUUUUCCCUAGAGGUUCAUGAGGGCAAGUUUAUUCAGGGGCGGAUUUAGCCUCACGUGCAAGGAGGGGUGCAGGUUUUUCAUGAGGUGAUGCACGAGGGAGCCUUACUGUCUACUCUUCUCUGCAGUCUGCAACUAUCUCAGCAUUGACAUUAUUUCAGAAGGCUGAAUUAUAUGCAUGUUUGCCGUUCUGUUACGUUUUACAUUAUCUUUUGUUUGUAAAUUUAACAGUUGAAGGAGCUGCGCUAGUGCUGACGCUUUGGGUCGUGAAUAUUGUUCGACCGAGCUUUGCUGAUUAAUUCACUCAAAAGUAGCGAGCAAAAUCAUGACUAGUCUUUCAAUUAACAGAUUACGACAUGACAACAAUCGAUGAUUCAAAGGAACAUUGGAAUCCAAAUCGGAAUUUUGUUGAAGUAUCUUCCAGGUAAAACAAUAAUCCGUUAUUUACCUCAUGUACUUGGUGGCCAAAAUAUACCGCUGUUAAUUAUAUAUAAUAUAAUUAUAUAAUAUUAUAACGGUGUAUUAGUCUUUCAGAUUUUAUUGAAAAAAUUACCUGGAACUGCCUUAUGUGUUAUAUUUCUCAUGGAAAUAAAAUAUCUCAUUCUCCAAAUUAUUACCAACAUGCAGUCACUGGCCGCUAAAUAAUGCGAAAUUGUGGAUCUUCAGAAGAAAUAAUAAAUUUCAAAAUCUACGGUACUUUUCUGGUUUUAUACAUGUAAUAUAUUGUAUAACAAAUGUAAAUUUCGAGCUCGGGGGGGGGGGGCGACAAGAUUGGUUUGCGGAGUUGCGAGUGGAUUUUGGUAAUUUAUUGUACGUUAUCCAUUUGCUGUAUUUUAUAUCACCUGAUUUGAUAAUUGGCCCUAAAAACACCGGGGCAUAUGGCCUUAAAAAUUGUCGCCAUUAUUUUUAAGUGAAGAGGAAUCAAGUGGUGAUGGAAGUGAAACAGAAAGUGCUGGAGAAAGCGAAGAAGAGAAAGAAAAUAUAGAAAAAGAAGAAGUUGAAAAUAAAGAUAUUGAAGCAAAAGAAGAAGAAAGCUAGAAAGAGUGGAUAUUUCAUGGAGGUAAAAAUUAUAUUGAUAAUUUAAUCCAAAUCAUAAAAGAUAACACUGUAGACUCUGAAACUUUCAUAUUGAAUUUCAAGAUUUUAACCUAUCUGGGUCGUAUGCCUCGGGUCUUGAAGGAUAAUUUGUUUAUCUAUAAGUUGUGUAUAAAUAUGCCAUUGUAGAUUAACUUCAAGAAAAUCAGAUAUUUCUAUGCACGUAGUCACUAACGCCAGAUUUUGGUGGAAAUUCUGGGUGAGGUCGAAAAAUAUUUAGCGGAGGUAUAGCGGUCUGGUUCACAGCCCCAAUGAAACAUAGGAUUUUAAUAGAACGUACCCUCCUAACGUCAUCUACGUGACGUAUGCAUGCAUGUACUACCACUGUACAUUACGACUCAUCCAAUUUUGCCCUUCAUGAUACAAAGUUUCUUUCGAAACAUUGCGUUAAAAGGGUACUUGCAUGGUUAUCAAUUAUACAGAAAAACAUUCGCACAAAGUGUAGACCCUUUGAAAGCAACAUAUAAAAAUUUGUCAAGUUUUCACAUUUAUCUAUCAUUUAACUUUUGUGCAGACCUUUUAGGGGAGGCGCGAACCUCCCCUCACGAUCCCACAUCGAACCUCCCCACACCUCCCCUCAAAAUCCGACCGUGGUAGUCACCAAGUUUUCUUGACAAAACCAAAAUCGACUUCGUUCCCAGUGUUUUCCAACUGGCAUGGUUCGUUAAUAUAGAAUAUCCCUGCCAGGAUAAAUCGCGCUAUUCUGGGUAGUUGGCCUGGAUAGUUGGUCUUGUGUAGUUGUGUACGGCUAACCGCUAAGGCUAAUCGAUGAACCAAAAACCAAUGUUUUUAAUAAAAACCGAUUUAAGCGAUGUUGCUUUCGCACCAAAGAGACAAAUAAUGCUAAGUACAAUAGUGAAAGUAUUAUUAAAGACCAUG